AUGUACAAAGUCGGACAUAGUUCUGUACCCCGUUCAGCAACUCUGGUUUAUAAUUAUCGUAAUGUUACGUCAAGGUCUGAUAUAUAUGACAAGCACUCUUUGGACCAAUUUUUGGUAGAAGAUUCCCCAUGCAAGCUGCAGAUGGAACUACCUCUUCCUGUAUUCUCUAAUAAGUCUCGUCGAAACACUAUCCCUGUUAAGAAGGAACAAGCCGACUCAGAAACUGUAGAGUAUUUGAAUAGCACUUGGAAGGCUUUUAUGAUGAGGGAUGGCGUGCCGGAUGAUAGCAUCGUUUGCUUCCAACCAAAGAAGGAUGAACGCUACAAAGACUUUGUUCCGUUUGAUGUGGAGAAGUAUCAUGCGGAACGUCUUCUGAAAGCUAUUGAUCUGGAUCCUAAACUUGUCAAUGGAUUCUUUUAA
Enterobius vermicularis (human pinworm) is the source of this 420-nucleotide messenger RNA. NCBI's taxonomy places the organism in Eukaryota, Metazoa, Nematoda, Chromadorea, Rhabditida, Oxyuridae. The record is from the annotation of a GenBank genome assembly.